GCACGCCGGCGCACGGUUAUUACGUCACCGUCAAACGGAAGCGCUGGAGUUUUCCAGAAAGGGCUCUGAAAGAAGAUCAGGGAGAGGUUUCCUUCAUCUCGCGGAGUAAUCCCGGUGUGGAGAUUAACGGUGAAGUGUCGUUGAGGUGUGAGACUGUAGAUCAGACCACUGAGUGGACUUCAUCUCCUUCUGAACCUUCGGGAACACAAUCAUGACCACCAUCGACUACAGCGUGUGGGACCACAUCGAAGUGUCUGACGAUGAGGACGAUACACACCCCAAUAUCGAUACCCCCAGCCUGUUCAGGUGGAGACACCAGGCUCGAGUGGAGCGAAUGGAAGCGUUUCAGAAGAAAGGGGCGGAUCUAGAGAAGAGCCUGUUGGAGGCAAAGAAGAAGCUGUCUGAAGCCCAGCGCAGGGUGCAGGAGCUGGAGAAGGCAGGUACAGACGAGGCCAAAAAGGAGCUGGAGGAGGCCAAGAACCAGGAGAAGCAGCUGCGUAAGGAGGAGAGGGGCUGUGAGAAGAAGGUGGAGGAACACCGCAGAGAGGAGAAGAAGAUGCCAUGGAACAUAGAUACCCUCAGCAAGGAAGGAUUCAGCAAGAGCGUGUUGAAUAUAAAGCCUGAUGUAAAAGAGGAGACAGAGGAGGAAAAGGAGCAGAAGCACAAGACCUUUGUGGAGAAGUAUGAGAAACAGAUCAAACACUUUGGAAUGCUGCGUCGAUGGGAUGACAGUCAGAAGUACCUGUCUGAUAACCCUCACCUGGUGUGUGAAGAGACGGCGAACUACCUGGUGAUCAUGUGCAUCGACCUGGAGGUGGAGGAGAAACAUGCUCUCAUGGAGCAGGUGGCCCAUCAGACCAUUGUUAUGCAGUUCAUCCUGGAACUUGCAAAAAGCCUGAAGGUCGACCCCCGAGGCUGCUUUCGCCAGUUCUUCUCUAAGAUCAAGACGGCAGAUCAGCAGUAUCAGGACGCCUUUAACGAUGAACUGGAGUCGUUUAAGGAACGCGUACGCGGCCGGGCGAAGAUCCGCAUUGAGAAAGCCAUGAAGGAGUACGAGGAAGAGGAGAGACAGAAACGCCUCGGACCUGGAGGCCUCGACCCUGUGGAGGUGUACGACACUCUGCCCAAGGAAAUGCAGAAGUGCUUUGAUGAAAAAGACAUCCAGAUGUUACAGGAUUACAUCAGCAAAAUGGACCCAACGGUUAGUGUGCGGCAUCACAUGAAGCGCUGCAUCGAUUCGGGUCUGUGGGUGCCGAAUUCGCGGACAGACGAUGAUGCAGAGAAAGAGGAGGAGAAGGAGGAGGAGCCUCAGUAUGAGGAGGUGAAGACAGGAGACACUCAGUGAGCCCCGCCCACUUCCACAACACAAUUCUUCCCUAUUUUAAAUUACCCACAAUCCUUUGUUCUGCCCUGCAAGAUUUACAGUAAAUUCAUGUGGAAGAGUGAGGACAAUUACUGUGUGUGUGUUUGUGUGUGUGUGUGUGUGUGUGUGUGUGAGAGACAUUUUGUGUUGCUUCUGUCAGCUUGUCUGUUUCUCUUCACCUCUUGGUUGUGAAUCACAUGACCUUAAUAAUGCAGGGCUGUGAUUGGCUGAUGAGUGCAUGUGGUUCCUCCUA
This is a messenger RNA of Silurus meridionalis, 1616 nucleotides long. It is a transcript of the gene cdc37, whose product is annotated as cell division cycle 37 homolog (S. cerevisiae). The record is from RefSeq and is a predicted model, not a curated record. Gene Ontology annotation, cellular component: cytoplasm. The transcript is spliced from 8 exons. Gene Ontology annotation, molecular function: heat shock protein binding; protein kinase binding; protein-folding chaperone binding. Gene Ontology annotation, biological process: protein stabilization; protein folding. Bases 212 to 1345 code for a protein of 377 amino acids. Lineage: Eukaryota; Metazoa; Chordata; Actinopteri; Siluriformes; Siluridae.